Molecule: messenger RNA, 495 nt
Organism: Solea senegalensis (Senegalese sole)
Lineage: Eukaryota; Metazoa; Chordata; Actinopteri; Pleuronectiformes; Soleidae
Exons: 6
Coding region: 1-483 (160 amino acids)
Source: RefSeq, a predicted model, not a curated record
AUGUUCCUCUACAUGCUGAUCUUCAUGGCGUAUCAUAGUAGCAGAUGGAUACCAAGGCACAAGCGGUUAAAAUUUCAAACAGUGAAUGCAGUGUUCAUAGCAAUUGUUCUGGUUCCUCAGUUCUACGUCCUGGCAAGGCCCAAAUCCUCCAGAUACUGCAGGCAGCCUCUUCUAAACAACCUGUCAGCCUCCGUUGCCUUAUCCAUUAUUGCUUCAGGUUUUGCAGUGACAUUCACGUUGUUAGAGCCAGUGCCUCAGAGCUUGUGGGCUUCCUAUCAUGUGUUUGGGCUGCUGUCGUGUGGACAAGGACUCUGCACCGCUAUCCUGACUCUGACGGCCGCAGCAUGUGCCAAAACGACCCCGGAGCUGUACUACAUGUCUCUCAUCCUAACAGUCGCCUCUAUUUUCAGCACAGGUUUUUACAUGGUGAGAGGAGGACUGUGGCUGACUAACAGGCGGCCUGUGACUGAAGCAGAGCAGUAAAAGAGUCCAGCU